UCUCUCUCUCUCUGUCCUCUCUAAAACUCUCAAAAAUUUGCAUUGGGCAGAUGAAAAAUAUCUCCGUCGUCUUCUUCCCUAUCGCUUGGAUAUAUCUCUAUCAAUCAUCCACUUACUCACUCUUCCUCUUCUUCUGUUUCAUGCAAGAUUCAAAGACCUCACCUGCAAGAAAACCUUGGUACCAGAGAACAAUGGCGAUCGCGAGAUUCGCGACGAAUUGGAGAACAAUCCCGAAAUCUCCGCCGGAAAUCCGUCCGUCGCGAAACCCUAGCACCGUCAACAAAUCGAAUUAUCAACAGCUGAGGAAAUGCACGUCGCUGAAGGUGGCCGCGAAUUCGUUCACUAGGGUUUGUCUCUGUGCUCCGAUCGGUCCAUACGACGACGUUUUCCGAAAUUACGUCCCGCCGAGAAGAAGCUCAAGCUAUCCUCCGUCGAAGCCUCUUCCGGUGGUGACGGAGACGGCGAGGAUUAGCGUUGAUUCGGGGAGGAGGAUUUUUAGAGGGAAAUCGUUGAAGGAGAACGCGUUGAUGAGGAGAUUCGUGGCGGCGGAAGAAGAAGCGAUGAUGGAGACAAGAAGGAGAGAUCAGAUGGAGAUUGUGAGGAAGAGAAAUCAGAUGAGGAAGAAGAAGAAGCUUGGACCUAGUCCUCUUAGUCGCAUGGUUAUUGCUGAAGAUCAACAAGUUUUUCAUCAAUGAAACUUAAAUCAAAACAGAGGAAAAAAACAGAGCAUUGUUUUUUGUUUUUUGUAAUUGAGUUUUUUUGUUUGACUCAGAGAUAAUUAAUUAACCAGAACCCUUGUUUUAUUUAGUU
Eutrema salsugineum is the source of this 810-nucleotide messenger RNA. RefSeq lists its product as uncharacterized. The coding region runs from base 51 to 695 and encodes 214 amino acids. The record is from RefSeq and is a predicted model, not a curated record. The transcript is spliced from 2 exons. Lineage: Eukaryota; Viridiplantae; Streptophyta; Magnoliopsida; Brassicales; Brassicaceae.